Leptidea sinapis is the source of this 12152-nucleotide messenger RNA. It is a transcript of the gene Jarid2, whose product is annotated as protein Jumonji. The record is from RefSeq and is a predicted model, not a curated record. Gene Ontology annotation, molecular function: DNA binding; histone demethylase activity. Lineage: Eukaryota; Metazoa; Arthropoda; Insecta; Lepidoptera; Pieridae. Gene Ontology annotation, cellular component: nucleus. Gene Ontology annotation, biological process: chromatin remodeling. The transcript has 31 exons. Bases 265 to 4233 code for a protein of 1322 amino acids.
GUUGAAACUAGUGGCGUCGCUGCGCACUAAAAUUGAUUUGAUCAAUAUUCGUUAUUCGUUUAUUCUAUAGCCCAAUCGAAUGGCAGUCGGUCCUGAGUGCUGAACGCUUACAUUUAGUUAUAAACUACCUACCUAAUUACUUAAAUUAGUAUGUCUUUGCCUUUCCUUUGGUAUUCUCGUCAUCUAAAAAUUUAGCUUUUUAGAAAUAUACUUGCUUUAAAAAUAGUGUUAGAUCUGCAUUGCUGCCAUCUUUAAAUAACAACAAUGAGGAGGCGGCCGCAAGCACAGCGGAAGUAUGCACAAGGAGUAGUAAUUCCGCGGAAACCACGCCGCCACGUCACCAGGACUUCGGAACUCCCCAUUUCAAGUGAAGACAAGGAAAAACUCAUCAAAGUAAGGGCAACCGUCCAUGCAAUGUUGGAUGUGAUAUCGUUUGAAGGUAUACAUCCAUUGCAUUUGGAGCCAGUGGUGAUCUUAAAUAGGAUUGACGGGGCUGUUCCUGUGACUCAAAAUUCUGACGGAGAGAAUUCUGAUGACGAAGAAGUAAACAACCAAAUCCAAAACAUUGCGAUGUGUUCUCAAAUAAUAGAUAGAAACAUAAAACGAAGUAAUACCAGUGUUGAUUCCGAUUCCGACAACGAGCCUCUUGUUCGUCGAGUAAGAAAUAUGAGUGGUGUGGUAGCAGUGGCGGGGCCAAGUCGAACAUCCAAUGAACAGUUUUACGUGGCAUCAAAUGGCGCAGCAGUGGCGGGUCCAAGCAGGAUGUCUAAUGAACAGUUUAAUGUGGCAUCAAGUGGUGCACCAGUGGCGGGUCCAAGCCGAAUGUCUGAUCAACAGUUUUACGUGGCAUCAUCAAGUGGUGCACCAGUGGCGGGUCCAAGCCGAAUGUCUGAUCAACAGUUUUACGUGGCAUCAUCAAGUGGUGCACCAGUGGCGGGUCCAAGCCGAAUGUCUGAUCAACAGUUUUACUUGGCAUCAAGUGGUGCACCAGUGGCGGGUCCAAGCCGAAUGUCUGAUCAACAGUUUUACGUGGCAUCAUCAAGUGGUGCACCAGUGGCGGGUCCAAGCCGAAUGUCUGAUCAACAGUUUUACGUGGCAUCAAGUGGUGUACCAGUGGCGGGUCCAAGCCGAAUGUCUGAUGGACAGUUUUACGUGGCAUCAAGUGGCGCAGCAGUGGCGGGUCCAAGCCGGAUGACCAAUGACCCGAUUUUCUUAACAUCAAGUGGCGUAGCAGUGGCGGGUCCAAGCAGGAUAUCCCAUGAACAGUUUUACGUGGCAUCAAGUGGUGUACCAGUGGCGGGUCCAAGCCGAAUGUCUGAUGGACAGUUUUACGUGGCAUCAAGUGGCGCAGCAUUGGCGGGUCCAAGCCGGGAGUUCAAUGAACCGUUUUAUCUGACAUCAAGUGGUGCACCAGUGGCGGGUCCAAGCCGAAACUACAAUGAACAGUUUUACAUGGAAUCAACUGGUGCCGCAGCUGCAAGCCGCAAGUCCAAUAACCAGUUCUUCGUGGAAUUAAAUAGAGCAGAAGUGGCAAAUUUCAUGGACACGAAGGGUUUCGAUUCAGAGUCCAGGAAUGCCUACGCGCUGCUCUUAGGGAUGAGUGACGCGCGCCAAGCAAAUCACCUCUCCGGUAUAUCAAUGGCAACAAAUACAUCAACUGACGAAGUAACAGACCGAAGCGAAGAAGAACGCUACAAGGUUACAUCAAUGGAAAAUAAUGCAUCCACUCUCUUAUUAACAGACCUGCGUCAAGCAGAGUCAUAUACCCUGAAUGCACCAAACCAAUGGAGUGCAGCAAGGGUUAAAACCCCAUCGCCUGUCGCAUUAACAAAUCCAGCCGUAAACCAAAACAUCCCGGGCUCAUUAAGGUCUUGUAUUCCUGUUAAUAAUGAGAUGAGUUCGCAGACAUGUGCUUCAAAUUCUAUCAAAACUAUGAAGCAAUUGUUAUCUGAGUGGGAUAAAAUUAAACACAAUAUUUGCAAGAGUUGCCCAAAAUGUAAUAUGCUCUUAUUGCUGGAUGAAAUUAUCAAACAAUUUAACACAAAGUUCGGCUUUGAUGUACCCCAGUUCAGCACGCCGACGAUAUCGGAUAUAAUCGACUUAACCUUGGAUGACUGUGAUAAUGGUGAAGAUAUAAUCAACAUUUCUGGGCGCUAUGCUUCGUACGUUCGAGAGAUUAACGAUGUGCUUAAUAAGACCUUAAAACAAGAGCAACCAGAUUCUUUGAAUAUAGAAGAUACAGAAAAUAACGGGAAUCUUCAAUAUACAGAAAAUUCAAGUAAUGAUAUUAAUAUUGAUGCACAUGAUGGAUCCAAUAAAAGAUUUAAUAAUUCAGUACCCAUUACAAUUACUAACCCUCUUCCACCAUUGGGUGAAAAGGAACAAAGGGCUAAUACAAUACAAGAGGCCCCAGUUUGGUCUCCGACAGCGGAGGAGUUUAAGGACCCUAUGAAAUACAUCGAACAUAUAACGAAGCAAUGUACCCAAGGUAUGUUGAAGGUGGUGCCACCCCCACAAUUCAAGCCUCCGUGCCAGCUCGGGGGUCCAAUACAUUUUACCGUGGUGCUGCAUUAUAUAUCGCGCAUGUAUAAGCGCUGGACGCCCAUUACCAAGGAAAUAACUACAAUGAGAGCAUACCUUGCGUCGCAAGGUGUCCAGAUCGGCCGACCACCUUUUAUCAAAGGUAUUCAAGUGGACCUACCGAAAUUAAUGAACACUAUUGAAAAGAAUGGGGGAUUCCGCAAUAUGCAGACUAAACAGCAGUGGGACAAGGUUGCGCAGGCGAUGAAUUACACUAGCCUGCGCAAUCCGCAAAAGCGACUCGACCAGAUGUAUGUAAGGCAUAUAUUGCCUUAUGCGACCUUGUCGUCAGAUGAACGAGAAACAUGGUUGGAUUCCGUUGAUAAAGUAUGGCAAAAGCGCUACGAAGCUCUGCUGUUCAGAUCCGAAAACCCUCUUCGCAGGGGAGAGAAUAUAUUAGAUGGCAGAGAGAUGCCGCCCAGAGAUGAAUACACUGACAAGGAAGCAAAAUUAUUAAAACAUAUAGCGGAGAUCGAAGAAUGCAUAGUGCGGGACAGAAUUAUGAAUCUGAACUCUUUUAAAAGGAUUGCGGCUACUGCAAAUGAAUUAUUCCUUGGAGACGCGAAUACGCCCUCUGCAGAAGACGUCGAGAUCGUCUAUUGGGAUAUAGUAACCAGUGGCAAGGAGCACGUGUGCGUCUGCGGAGCGUCUGUAGACACUAGUGACGGGGGUCAUGGCUUUCCCCUCAAAUGUAAGCCGUAUUGCGACAGCGCCUGGAACCUCAAGUUCUUCAAGAAUCUUCCUGGAAACUUAUUGGGCGUCCUUGGUGAUGUGCCCGGCGUCACGGUGACGACAUUGCACCUGGAAAUGGCAUUUUCCACAAGCUGUUGGCAUCGGGACCCUCAUGGCUUGCCCUGGAUUGAAUAUCUACACACCGGAGCCGAUAAAAUAUGGUACAGCCUUCCUGAAGAGGAAAACGAAAAUUUCAGAAGAGUUGUGAAGAAAUAUUGCCCUCAUAUUUGCCAGAAUAAAUCAGUAUGGCUUCCUUCCGACAUGGUUAUGAUCCCACCGGAAGUCCUACUACAAGAGGGUGUCAAGCUGACCCGCACGGUACAGAAACCGGGCGAGUAUGUGAUUGUCUGCCCCAGGGCCUACACAUGCUCGGUGGCCACCGGCUUCUCGGUCUCCGAGAGCGUGUACUUCGCACUCUAUUCCUCCGUAGGAAUCAUCGUUAGCUCGUUCGGAGACGCUAAGGAGAGUCAUGAGCCGACGAUGUUCUCUUUCGAACAGCUACUGAUAGCGAUGACCCGCUCCGAUAAUAUGACGCUAGAGGUCCUGAGAGUCUUACUGGAGGCACUCGACACCAUGAUCAAGGAAGAGCUUGAAUAUCGUGGUCAGUUCAGGAAGCUAGGGUUGAAGGGACAAAUUAGAGAACGGUCGAAGCCGCCGUCCGGUGCUUGGAAUACGAAAGAACUGGAUGAGUGCCAGGUGUGCUCCUCCACUUUAUACUUGUCAAGAGUAGUCGGAGUGAAGCGCAUGAGGGAUGAAGCAAUGUGUCCCAAGCACGCCCUGAUUAUUCUAAACAAGGGGACGAGAUCCAGACAGGGUGACUCAACUCUAGACCUUAAGGGUGUAACGCUAGACAUCUUUUACUCAUCCGUGGAAAUAGAGGAAAUUUUGCAGUCUAUUGUUAGGCGCUGCGAAGGCGUUUAAAUUAAUAGGCGUUAAAACGCCUUUGGUUGGAGCCUUCGUCAGUCGUAAAGGCCGUUAACAUCUAAACUAUCUAUGGAACGUAUGUACGAGUACAUUUAAAUAAAAUACAUAUUUGUUAUUAUUUUAGUUAACCCGUAGUUGGAAGUGGAUGUAUUGGUUUGGACAAUCUGUUAUGUUGUCACAUACAGCUGACUUGGAGUGACGUCUAUGUUUGAUAUCUGCAAUGUGUUCUUUAAGUCAGUUUGAGAUAUUAAUUAUUAAGAAGUGUUUUAUUUAAAUGUAACACUGAUCAAAGAAAUAUCGUACGGUCCGUUUAUGUGACAGAUAACAGGGUAUUGUUUAUAUUGCCGCAAAAAAAGAUUUUUAAUUUAUUAAAAAUAAUUUAACUAAGACGUGAGAGCCAUGUGAUUCCACAGACACUCAAAAGAAGGGGAAACUUGUCUUAAACGUCGUUAUUAUAGUAAACAGGGUUGCCAAACUUACAUAUUACGUAAGUUUGGCAACAUAUCAAUAAUAGUUGAAUGCGUGAUGAUAAUAUUAUUAUCACCACGCAUGCAACUAUUAUGUAUUUUUCUACUUAGUUAGAUAAGAUGUGGACUCAAUAAAAGGAUAAUAGAUGGAGUAUCCUUUUCAGUCGCCUUUACGCGAAAUCGUAAACUAACAAAACAAAAUAAGUUUUCUAUUAUUUACUUGUUUGCACUGUUAAACUUGAAUAUAAUUUCAAAAUAUUUAUCACGUUUAUUGUAUAAGUCAUGUUCAAAAAAGGUUAAUAUAAACUUUAUUAAUUGUGUUCGGAUACAUGUACUACGAUGUACGACUCGAUGAAAUAAAAUUGUGACAGUUUAACCGCGUUCCCCCAAUACCAGUUUGUAUCUACAACAGUUCAUAUUUCAACUGUUGUGCUUUAGUAGUUAAGUACGAUUAAGUAUAUGGAUUAACAGCCGUGUUCACAAACGUUGCUUCCUUGAGUACAUAUAGCAACAACGCUAUGCUAAGUACGAUGUUUUGCGGUUCGUAUAUACAAUACUUAAUAAUAAUUAAUACUGUGCGGACCCAUACCAUUAAAUGGAGCGCUGUCAUUGGUUACCGUUGUGUUGCCAUUUCAGUCGAGUCGAUUUGGAUAGUAAAUUAUUGUUUUAUGGGUAACUAGCCUGGAAAAUCCUCGUUGAAUAAAAUCUCAAGGCAACCAAUUACUUGUAAAUAGGGGGCACAGGAAGGCUCUGCUGAUAAUUUCUAAAGGUCUACAAUUAUUGAAAGCAGGUUAACCUUUAAAACUAUAUGAGGCUGUCAGCGCAAAAGUAGUGUAACCCCAGACUACUUAUUAUAAGAUAAUGAGGAGUUAAAAUUUGGUGUACUUGUUUUUUAACCUUGUUUCUUUUGUGAACAUUAUUUUAACUGUUAUUAAUUAACUUUAUAAAAAGAAUCUCGAAAUCUAUAAUAUUUGGGUGCUUUUGUGAUAAUUAUGCUCAAAAUAAUAAAAAAAAUGUGGAUUACACCACUUUUGCACUUAUGAUAUUUUGGUGUAAUUUUAAAUAAUAAAACACCAAAUAAAGACAAAUUUAAUAAGAACACAAUCAAAAUAGCACAACAAGGGUUGUUAUUCUUCAUCUGUCUCAUCAUAAUAAGCUACAUCCCUGACACUGUUUGAACUAUUUAUAUUUUUAUAGAAAGUGUGGUAAACUGGUGGUAUGAACUGCAAAAAUUCGAGAAGAUCCUUCUUCUUUUUUUCAGCAAUGGUUGGUUUUUCCAAUGCAUCCAGGUGUGUUAUUUUCACUGAUUGCCGUAUCUUUACACUGACUUCAUUAAAGAGGACUUCUUCAUUAUUAGAGUAUUUGUAGAAAAAUGAAAAUUGAUGAAGUUUAUGGAAUUUCAACCACUGAAUUUUCAACCAUUCUACCUUGUUAUUUUCAAGCGAAAUUUUUCGGUUUUUUAUAUUUUUUUCCAGUGAUUUAGAGGAAAAAAAAACCCCUACCUGUCAUUCUUAUUAUUUUAAAUGGUUGUUUUUUGCGAGUCGUUUUAAUUACUUCGAGCCAGUUCUCUGGAAUGUAUAUUUCUUUGAAAAUUUUUUUAUUCUUCUCUAUUCGGCCAAAAUCUUGGUCGCAUGGUAAGUAUGAAUGCCUACUGACCAAAAAUUUAUGAUCUAUUUCUUCAAUAGUAAAGUCCGGAUGAGAUACCACAUACUGACAGAACAACGAUAACUUUGUUUCUAUUCUGUCCUCCGCAUUGGUCAGAAUACAUGCUUACUUUUUUAGUAGUCAUAAAAUUUUUAAAAAAGUACAGCAAGCAAGAUCCAAUUUCUUGGGGCAUCUGACUCGUCCCAAACAAAUAUGUAGGCAUCAUCUGUCCCCAUGUUGUGAAUUCCAAAGCAAAAAGUCCAAAGCUGUCUUUUGUAAUACACGACUCCAGUGCUCAACACGGGUAGGUAGGGUUUUCAUUAAGUCAAAGGUGAUUACAGUGAUGUCGAGCACAUUUAAUUUGGUUGUUGAAGAGAUCACAUUUUUUGCAAGAAUCACUAAUGGGUGCAUGGAAUCUUAAAUUGAAACUUUCAUUAAAAAUUUUGCUGAACAUAAAUGAUGAAAUUGGUUCAAGUGUAACAUUUUUAUAAAGAGAAUACAUUCGUCCAAGGCUCAGGUCCGGUGAAAGAAAUCUUCUAUUCUCACUUUUAUGUCUGGUACAAUGAGACUCAUAGACUGGAAACUGGCCAAUGAAUUGUUUUACCUCUGCGAUCUUAUUGUCUGGUGUUUUCCUGGUUUUUUCCUGGUUUAAAAGUGGUGUAUACAGCUUACACCACUCUUGCACUAUAGCUCUUGGUUGUAACGGCCCGUGCAAAAACUAUAUUUCUAGCGCCAUCUGUUUUUGGAUACAAAAAGGCUUACUCGACUAUUGCACUGAACAUUUAUAUUGUAAAGAACAUAUCUUACACCAGAACCGUAACCAACGUAAAUUGUGGGUUACACCACUUUUGCGCUGAUAGCUUCAUAUAUCGUCCUUUUAAUUUCGCGGCAUUGUUAUAGUCAAAAGUAUUUUGAAAAUUCCGUAUGACUUUUCUAGUUCUCUCACGAAUAUAAUUAUCAAAGUAUUGUUCAUAAUUGUUUGUGACAAUCAACAAGCAUACAUAACCCGUUAUACGGUUUGAUAUGCACUUAUACGUAGCGUAAAGUAGCUAGCGAGCGUGUUUAUAUUGUAUUAUGAAUAGGUUUUCUGUGCCCUGUAACAAUUGUGAAUACGGCUGUAAGAGUAGUCAGUAGUUCUAAGUAAUUAUAGCGUGUCUAUCUUUAUAUUUUUUUAUUUUCUUUUCUAUGAAAUACGGCCAUAUCGUUUUAACGUUAAAAAAUUGCAAGUUAUUAUAUAAUAAUGACUCUUAGAUCUCUAUAUUUUUAUAUUUUUUUUCUUUUCUAUGAAAUGCGCCCAUAACGGUUUUUACGUUAAAAAAGUUAUAAUAAUGACUCUUAGUUUAUACUGUCGCAAAAUCUGUGUACUAAAAUUUGAAGUAUGAAACAAAGCUCAAAUUACAUAUAUGUGUAUAGUUUAAGGUUAGUUCAUAUUUUAUAAAUUGUAUUGUUAUAUGUACUCUCCAAACAAGUUUGUUAGCAAUAUUUGCUAACAAAACAAAGCCAAUUCUGCUGCUUGAUGAUUAGCUAUAUGUGCUACUGGACUUAGUUCCACAAAUUUCUAUACAAUAUUCAGUUAUAUCAAAACUGGGCAUAAAACGAUUUAUAAUAAGCUAUCUCGUAAGUAGAAUCUGUCUGUUAAUCUGAUUAUUUCCCCCAUGAGUGGUGCCUGCACCAGGCCUGGUGCGGGUCACAAUAAUAUGUUACUGUGUAGUGUGUGCAUUAAAUGUGUUUUUGAUAUAAUAUAUGAUUAAGAUAUAAUCUUAUUGAACUUCUGCAAAAGUUCAUGCUUUUCGCAAAUCUAUACUUUCAAAGCAUUUAUUCUUUUUAGAGUUACUCAAUAGCGGGUAAUAUUAAAACAAAUUUUUGAGAAAAUUCAGGUUGGGCCUUGAAUGAGUUAUUAUCGAGAAAGCAAAUAAAACAUCAGCUCUCUAGCUGGAAUCAUCCAUGAUACACGUCGGCAAUGAUUCCUUUUUCACAAUGUUUCAUAAGACAGCUUUUUGGCUUUUAGUUGCAUAUUUCGUAAAUAAAAAACAUAUUUUAAUUCCCCUUUACUUGAUCGCAUUUCAUUUAUUGUAAGCCACCUGACAAAUUGUCACUUACAGAGUGAUCAGAUUCUAAAAAAUGUGUUAAAUCAAUUUUAGAUGGUUCAUUUACAGCCCAAAACAAAACAACGGUCAAAAUAACGAACCUCGACGAUAUGAUUGAGGAGUUACCUCAACUAAAAUAAAAUUAUAGAUCUCUCAAAUCUCAGUUUCUUUUUUUGCCAUUAAUUUCCUUCCAGCCAUUACAAAAUGCGUCAGGCUGUACAGUAUAAGGUUCCAGCAAUAAAAUAAAAGACCUUCAUUUGCACUGGGAAUUUCUUAAGUUUCUUACAAAUAGAAAGGUGAUGAAAUGAAGUUUUGCUUUCUCCUUGUCCCAUGUUCUUUCUCGCUACUGCCUGCAUAUUUUCUUUGAAUGUACUGAAGUUUCUUCUUCAGAUUUAACUAUAUCUUAGUAAACAAUCGAUGAUUCUUAGUGUACAAGAGACUGGUCUUUUGUCAGAAUGAAGCCCCUACCAGCCCUUUCCCACGGCAGCCAACUUUGCGGGAACGGUCUUUUUCCUCCAUCCCGCACACACAGUAGGUUGCAUCCUGCUUUUUGCGCUAGUGCAACGAGCGAGCGGUAUAGAUUGGCCAGAUUAAAACAUACAGUCGUGUUUGACGUGAACCCAUCACCACGUUUGACAAUCUAUUAGAAAAAGUGGAGAAAAAAAAAUACAAAGCAUAUAAUAUGAGAAAGGGCAUGCAGGAAGCUGGUGGGAAUAUUUACAUUAAACUUAGCGUGUAAUAAUACUGGAUUCUGAUUUACACUUUACAUUGUCAUCCAGUUUGUUAGUGGCAAAACCGAAUGCCAAAUCCGGAAUGUUCGGUUUUUGCACGAUACUGUAAACGGGAUGUGAAAUGAAAUGAAAAAAUAAUUAUGUAAACUCUUAAGAGCAUUUGCAAGCAAGUCAUAAAAUGUUCACAAGUGCGCAAAAGCGUCAAAAAGUGUCAGUAAAAAUAUACUCGCGGGACUGCUCGUGAGAAAGGGCUGUACGUUGAUUUGGUAUAGUGCGUUUCAUCAAAUAGUUCCUAUGCCGUCAUGUUGGCAGUAAUGGAAAUAAGUGCUGUCACGUUAGCCAUUUGCGAUUACCCCAAAUUCAGGGAGAUUAAAAAAUUAAUAUGAUGAGUCGUCCCUAUUAACUACUAGCAGUCUAUAUUUCAGUCCUCUUUAUUGUUAAAGGCGUGGGAAUAACUUUUAAUAUCAUUAAUAUUAUCUUUCAUUUAAUAAAAAAAAAAAUAAUAAAUAAUAAAAAGAAUAAAAAUAAAAAUAUUACAGGUUCAAUGAGAACAAAACACGAUUUUAAUCUAAAAAUGUUUAUUUUCAUUUUUUUUUACAAUAAUUAUAUUCAUCUACGUCUGACAUAUUAUUACCUCAGCAUCGCCAUCAUCAGAAGUAUCAGUAUCUUCGCCUACUUCGAUUAUGAAUCUUUCCGUUUCGCUAUCUAUUCCUGGGCCGUUGCCGUAGUAUUGGUCUUCUAUUUUUAUGACGUGCUCGCAUUCUUUGUUCCAUUCCUCUGCAGUAAUAGUUGCAAAUACUUCCUCAGUAAUUUGCACUAUUUUAUUAGCUUCUUGGCCAACGUUUUUUUCAGCAACUCGUCUUUUUAACACACUCCAUAUAAGCUCAAUUGGAUUUAAAUCACAAUGAUAAGGCGGAAGUCUUAAUACUUUAUGGCCAUUCUUUUCUAACAUUACAUCUGCUUCAUAUACAGGUAGUUGUUUAUGUUCUUUAAUUAUUUCAUACAGCUGCGCUUUCAACAUCGUCGGCAAAUACGAAAGUCCUUUACUUGUGAUUCAGGACUGCAUUUCGGACUUAGUGCUUGACUUGUUGGUGCCUUAUCAACUUGAACAGUAUGAUAGGAGGCAUUAUCCAUGACAACAAUUGAUUGCGGAGGUAGAUUUGGUAUCAAUUUUUCCCUAAGCCAUUUAUUAAAGUUAACUUUAUUCAUUUCAUCAUGAUAAUCAGCUGAUUUUGAUUGAGAUCUAAAAAUUAGCUGAGCAGUGGGUACAAAUCCCAUGGCGCCACCUGCAUGAACGAUAAUCCAACGUGGGCCUUUAGAAUCAGAAGAUAAAACACCUUCAGUUUCGCUUUGCCAACAUUUUCCAGCUCAAUAUGUGGCGUGUAUGUAUGUCUCGUCUAGAUAUACAACUGGACGCUGGGUUUCAAGACGAUUUUUUCUUAAUUCUUCCAGGUAGCGAUGACGCCAGGCAACAAUGUCGUAUCGUUCCAUCAAAACCUUUCUCUUGGAUUUGCAUUUUUUGAAAUAAAAUCCCAUACUUUUUAUAAUUCUCCACAAAGUGGUGCGGCUCCCUUUAUAAUCUAUCUCAUUUUGCAUUUCAUGCAAUAGUUUUGUUGAUCGAACUGGAUGAUUUUGAACUGUAAGUACAGUUCAAAAUCAUCCAGUUCGUGGGUUUUUCGUCGUGGGCCUUUUUGCGAGGAGUAGUCGCUUUAGUCGACGUUGAAGCUGCCACUUUACCUUCUUUAGUAAUUUUCGUCACGGUCUUUUCAGAUAUUCCCAAAAGAAAAUUCAAUUUUAUAAAUAAUAACAAGAGCACAUUACUCCUAUAUUAUUGCUUUCAAUAGGUAGAAGAUAGCUAGUUCUACUUUUGUAGUGCAACAAUUAUUAUUUAGUUAUUAACAAAUGACAAAUAUUUCAGACCCUGACUAUUGUCAUAUUUUUGUACCUAGGUACUUUAUUAAAAAGGUCAAGUGAAUUAACACUAAAAAUACUAUAGGUAAUUAGAAUAAAAUACAAUAGGAAUAUUAGAAUGUUAAGACACAAUAAUUUGAGUUUAGUCGUGGACCUGGUAAUCAGGACCCCAAUUCUCGAAUUACCCGAUAAGCAUAUCACAUACGAUAUAAUGUCCUGUCUCGAUGCGCGCACGGAGAAACCUGAACGCGCGAUAGUGACAGGACGUCAUAUCACUUACGAUAUUUAUAUCGGGUGGCGCGAGAAUUGGGGCCCUGACACUGGCAACCCUAUUUGACUUACCUGUAAUGGCGGCGACCCGAGCUUGUACACAUCUUAAUGGAAUAAGUGGGGCCUCGUUACGUUUUUCACUCUCACAAAAGUCUUUCACUUUCAACACCAUCAUUCUUUCACCUCUUUUUUAAUGUUUUCGGCAUGAUUUAUGACUGAAUCUCAAUUUAACUUGUGAAAAUCUGGAACAGCGGCACACCGUGUUGACACUUUUGACAACCAGUGCUACCAACAUGACGGCAUUGGAACUAUUUGAUGAAACGCACUCUACAACACAUAUUUCGGUAAAACACAUAUUUCGGUACAACACAUAUUUCGGUUCAUGCUUCAACUGUAUGUUAUCGUAGAACUUAAGUAUGACUAUCUGUAAGUUAAGUGUCUUAGUUGUAAUAAUUAAUGUUCUCAGAUUAAUCUUCCUCGUGUCUUCAAAUACAAUGUCACUUAAGGCCUCUGGGUCAUGUACACCCGAUUUGAAAAUAGGCAGUAUUGUUCUAACAUAAAAAAAUAUUUCCUAUAUGUAUUUAGCACACAAUUAGUCUGAGUCAUAAAUUAUUGAAUGGGUGUUAGCUUUUGAAAAAUUCAAUUAGUGAUUUAUAAUCCUAUUAUAACUUAAAAUAAUGUAUUUUGAACUAAGGAAGGUUAAUUGAUGUAACUGCAUUUAAUCAUUAUAUUUAGUGACAGUAUCUAAUUUUCUUUCAGCGGAAUACAGUCCGCUUUCUUAAUAUACUUAAUUUUGGUGUGUAAAA